AUGGCUUCGAUUUCUUUUUGCGAUCUCAAUAAGCAUAUAGAAGCAGGAAUGGAUGUAGGAUGUGGUACCAGCCAAGCUCCAGUAGGAUGUGGUGGCCGUGAUAUUGACAGGGCUGCAAUAGGUGGUGGUCGGGGUACCCGCUGGGCUCCAGUAGGAGGUCGUGGUCAUGGUACCCGCUGGGCUCCGGUAAGAGGUCGUGGUCAUGGUACUGAUAGGGCUCCGGUAAGACGUGGUACCAGCUGGGCUCCGGUAGGACGUGGUGGCGCUGGGCUCCGCUGGGCUCCGGUAAGAGGUGGUGGUCAUGGUACCCGCUGGGCUCCGGUAAGAGGUCGUGGUCAUGGUACUGAUAGGGCUCCGGUAGGACGUGGUACCGGCUGGGCUCCGGUAAGAGGUGGUGGUCGUGGUAUCAGUUGGGCUUCUAUAGGUGGUGGUGGUACCAGCUGGGCUCCGGUAAGAGGUGGUGGUCGUGGUAUCAGCCGGGCUACUAUAGGAGGUGGUGGUACUAGUUGGGCUCCGAUAAGAGGUCGUGGCCAUGGUACCAGCUGGGCUCCGGUAAGAGGUAGUGGUGGUGGUGGUACCGACAGCGCUGCAGUAGGAGGUGGUGGCCAUGAUAUUGAUAGUGCUCCGGUAGAAGGUGGUACCGACACAGCUGCAUCAAGAGGUGGUGUCAAUGAUACUGACAGGGCUACUCUAGGAGUUGUUGGCAAUGAUCCUGACAGGGCUUCGGCAGGAGGUGGUGGUGGUGGUACCGACAGCGCUGCAGUAGGAGGUGGUGGUCAUGAUAUUGAUAGUGCUUCGGUAGGUGUUGGCCAUGAUAUUGAUAGGGCUCCGGUAGAAGGUGUUGGCCAUGAUAUUGAUAGUGCUCCGGUAGAAGGUGGUGGUACCAACAGGGCUACUCCAGGAGUUGGCAAUGAUCCUGACAGGGCUUCGGCAGGAGGUGGUGGCAGUAAUGUUCCUCAAGGUGACGACCAUAUAAUACCAGUUCCUGGAGAGGUUGAAACGGCCAUAACAAAGCCAAAAAAUAUUUUAAUAUGGCUAUUUUUGGUUGGUGUUCUCCUACAAGUAACACUUGGAUUUACAUUGUACACGACAUCUGUUAAGAAUUUUAAGGGCACUCACAAACACAACACGUAUGUAGAUGCAUUAUAUCAUAGAUAUACUCAUAGACUGGAGGACUGGAAAAGUUGA
Molecule: messenger RNA, 1188 nt
Organism: Gastrolobium bilobum
Lineage: Eukaryota; Viridiplantae; Streptophyta; Magnoliopsida; Fabales; Fabaceae
Product: glycine-rich cell wall structural protein 1.0-like
Exons: 3
Coding region: 1-1188 (395 amino acids)
Source: RefSeq, a predicted model, not a curated record